Molecule: messenger RNA, 1343 nt
Organism: Branchiostoma floridae (Florida lancelet)
Lineage: Eukaryota; Metazoa; Chordata; Leptocardii; Amphioxiformes; Branchiostomatidae
Exons: 7
Coding region: 549-1343 (264 amino acids)
Source: RefSeq, a predicted model, not a curated record
GACAUUGACCUGCGUCUUUCCAACACCUAGAGAUAAAUGUCCAGACGAUGAAUGAUGUAUGAAAUGAGUAAACUGGUAGAUAUGCCUUAUGCCAGCUUAGACAAGAACAAGAAAUAUGUGUAGUUCAUGCCUUCAAGAACAUGUGCUUGAUACUUUGAUACUUUAUUCUGUCCAUUAGCUAACUAACAUACUUUAUAACCAAAAUUUUCAACCAAGGAUUGAUGUGUUAUAGAUACAGAUAACGUUACAGAAUAUCAGGUUCGAUUUCCUACUGAACAUUGCCUACUAGUACUUUGCCACACCUUUUAGGAUACCAAUGGCCCACGCAUGGGUCCAGUCAAUUUGAUUUGAAUAAUAGCGAUGGUUUCCGACCGAGGCCGGACGUCCGACAAAAUUCACGGAAGUCACAGUUGACAAUGCUUAACAUCCUACGCGCAUUCCACCUGUCAUCUAUAUAAGGUUGCUGCAAGCCGUCGGUUGUUUCAAUGUAGUAGCUCUCUUUACCUGCAUCCCAUCCGAGCACUUUUUAGUUAGGGACAAGGUGAAAGAUGGAACGUUUGCCGAUUUGCUUGAACUUUUGUUUUCUGGCUGUGCUUCCAUUGUUACAAGUACUGGGCCAGGCUGAGGCGCUCCCGUUAUCCCUGGUAGAAGAAGACACGCCACAGAAUUUUUCAUUGCCAGCAGAGGUAGUCAACGUCGUAUGUAAGGCGAACUGUGGCACAGGUAAUUCAACGGCAAAACUCCCUGUCCAAGCACUGAUCAACAAGUUGUGUGAGCAGGCGGGUAUAGUGGAUAAGGGCGACUCUGGAGAUUGUCAGCCCGCUGUGCCUGACGUGAUGCCACUGCUCACCGACUGCUCCAAGAUAUUCCGUUACCUAAAGGGGGCGAAUAGAAUCCCUAGUGGACCGUGGAGAAUCAAGCCUGACAACAUGGAAACCUCUGUGGAACCAGAGAAAUUUCUUUACCUGAUUCCACCUAACGUUGUUUAUAGGUAUGACUACGAAUUCUAUCCCGACCAUUGGAAGUAUGGAUCCCUUCAAGAGCGAUACUGGGUUUCGUCGCGAGGCGUCGCUAUCAAAGUGGACGAUUCCGUCCCCUUGCAUGUUGGCCUCAACGAUACGGUCACUGAACCUGAACAGUUGUGCCUGAUGGCUAACUUCUCCCACCCGUACAACAACCCCACCGGCGCGUACCCCGUCCUGAAGUACACCGUGUGUCACGGCGGACACCUAAGGGACAUCCACGACUUCAUGGCCGACAGGUACUUCCGCAAGCCCCGGGGGAUACCGGACGAUCGCGACGAAACGGCCAUAUUGUUAGUCGCAUCCCAAACCAGCGCUUAA